AUGGCAUCCUUUUCAACGUACAACACUUCCUUCAACACUGACUUCUGUUUGCAAUUGGCAUACAAAGUUCUUCAGAAACAAACAGAAAAGGGUUCCAAUUUCGUGGUUUCUCCAUUAUCUCUUCAUCUCAUAUUGAGCCUUGUGGCUGCUGGAUCUAAAGGAAAAACCUUGGACCAGCUUCUUUCGUUUCUGGGAUCAAAGAGUAAAGAUGAACUCAACUCAUUAUCUUCACAAUUUCUUUCUCGUUUACGGCGUGCCGAGGACACCAAAAGUGUAGGUCCAAACCUAUCUCUUGUUAAUGGCGCUUGGGUGGAAAAAACUUUUGGUCUGAAGACUAGUUUUGAAGACAUAGUCAAAAAUGUGUACAAAAGCCAAAUUGAAGCGGUUGACUUCACCAACAAGGCUGAGGAAGUUGCACAAGAAGCAAACUGGUGGGUCGAAAACGCAACUAAUGGAGUCAUAAUGCAUAUUCUUCCAUCAGGUUCCUUAAGUCCGAAGACAACAUUAGUUCUUGCCAAUGCUCUAUAUUUCAAAGGAGCAUGGGAUAAAAAGUUUGAUUCGACUAUGACUGAAACUAGAAGUUUCAAUCUUCUUAAUGGAGAGAACGUAAAAGUUCCAUUCAUGACCUCUAAGAAGUGGGGAUCAUAUUAUUACAGAUCUUUUGAGAAUCAUUUCAAUUCCUUUGAGAAUUAUACAAUACUCUCCAUCCCUUACCAAUGUGGCAGCAACCCUUUCAAGUUCGCCAUGUAUUUCUUUCUUCCACAUGGGAAGCACGGCUUACCAAAUCUAAUUCACACUUUAAACUCAAAUCCCAGAUUUCUAAAUCAAAAUUUUGAGCUAAGGAGAGAGCAAAUUGCUGAACUUUGGAUCCCGAAAUUUAAGUUUCCUACAAUCUGGAAGCCGAAGAGGCCAUGA
Molecule: messenger RNA, 915 nt
Organism: Neltuma alba
Lineage: Eukaryota; Viridiplantae; Streptophyta; Magnoliopsida; Fabales; Fabaceae
Product: serpin-ZX-like
Exons: 2
Coding region: 1-915 (304 amino acids)
Molecular function (GO): serine-type endopeptidase inhibitor activity
Source: RefSeq, a predicted model, not a curated record